Messenger RNA from Cetraspora pellucida, 834 nucleotides. The record is from the annotation of a GenBank genome assembly. NCBI's taxonomy places the organism in Eukaryota, Fungi, Glomeromycota, Glomeromycetes, Diversisporales, Gigasporaceae.
AUGUCGUACUACUGUUUCGAAACAGCAAAGAAUCAUCGACUUGUAAGUCCUUUCUCUCAAUAUGGUAGACCUUCUUAUCAAUUAUCAAGAUCCGAAAUUGUUGAACGAAUAAUUGUUGAAACGAUCGAUGAUGCUACUCUUGUAAAAAUAAAAAAACAUACAACUCUACCUUUACCUGAACUUAUCACUCCAAGUGUAAAUGUUCGAACUGUUAAAAAUCCAAGACCUCAAAACAGUUUUGUAAUUUAUCGAAGAAAUGUUCAAGCUGAAAUAGCUAAAGAAAAAGGUGCUACUGCUGCUGGUAGAUUGGAUUAUGUUUCUAAAUUCGCGGCAAAUAAAUGGAAACAUGAAUCUCAAGAAGUUAAGGAACUUUACGGCUUCCUCGCUAUAUGUGCAAAGAAAGUUCAUGAUUUCAUGUAUCCUGGUUAUGUUUAUCAACCAAAAAGACAAGCUACUACAAAUGAACCUAUGAUAAUGGUACAUGAACCUGGUAUAAAUGGUUGUAAAUUAAGGCAACCCGUCCCAACUCCUCCUGAAACUCCUUUAUCUUCUCCUCCAACAAGAAUGUCAAGACAAUAUAGUUCUCCUCCAUUAUAUCAACAUCAACAACCUUUACCUCCUCCUCCUCCUUCAUUUUUAUCUUCGGUCGAUCAUACUCCUUCAUUCGGUGCUUUUCCUCCACUUAAUCAUUUAACUCCUCUUCCUCCAUCAUCACUUCCUUUAUCAACACUUCCUCCUCCGUCAACACUUGAUAUAAACAUAUCUUCAAAUAUCAUGUCAAAUUAUGAUCGAAGACUAUGUAAGGAAAUUGACCUUGCCGUAAGGUUAAAUUAA